CUAGAAUCCACGGGUACCAGAGCAGUCUGAAUCAAAAUUCUCACCUUACGUUAGUCCGCUGAAGAAUUUCAAGGCUUACCGCUACCACCCAAAUUUCACUGAAAAUGUUUCGGGCGGCUAUCGUUCUCUAACAUAUAGCCACAACAUCGACCCUAUGAGAUAUCUCUGUCCAUUUGAAUCUUCAGGGGGAGUAUGCAAUGACCGGUCGUGUGAAUUCCAACACUUUCGUGAUAUGACUCUGAGCGGUGCGUCGACAGAUCUGAACCAUUAUUUGCAACAUUUUCCCAUAUGACCUUUGGCCAUUGUCUCCCUUGACCUUUCCUUUUAUCUGUCGUGCCUCCUUCCAGUCGCGCGCUUCCAUUCCCUUUUUCGUUAAGCGUCUCAUCUUAUGUCUUUUACCCAUUUGUUCUUCCCUUCGCUGUGCGGAUGCUGACAGCCAGGCUUGUUAACUGCCACAGAUGACAAGAUCCUCGUCCAGAUGGGAUCUCUUCGAGAAGGCAAGACACCCGAAGAGAAGGAUGAAUACAUUGCUGGGCUGAAACAAAUCAUCAACGACAUGCGACGCGACAAGGUGAAAGAUUUUAACACAGUGGCCACGGAAAUAGCCGCAUACCGUAGACGCUUUCUCCAAGACCCUUCGCGGGUACUUCCGUUGUAACAACUUGAAGA
Messenger RNA from Aspergillus eucalypticola CBS 122712, 669 nucleotides. RefSeq lists its product as uncharacterized. Bases 479 to 658 code for a protein of 59 amino acids. The record is from RefSeq and is a predicted model, not a curated record. The transcript has a single exon. Lineage: Eukaryota; Fungi; Ascomycota; Eurotiomycetes; Eurotiales; Aspergillaceae.